AUGAAUGACAAUCAGCUGGUGGCCAAGGACCUCCAAGACGAGAAAAUUCUCUACCCAGAGUUCAACAAGCUCAAGGAGAGGAACAGGGAGCUGAAAACGCUGCUGUCCAUCGGGGGCUGGAACUUCGGCACACUGAGGUUCACCGCUAUGCUGUCCACAUCCGCCAGCCGGGAGAAGUUUAUCGCCUCGGUCCUACCCCUCCUGAGGACACAUGGCUUUGAUGGUCUGGACCUCUGCUUCUUGUACCCUGGGCUCAGAGGCAGCCCCAGGCAUGACCGGUGGAAUUUUCUCUUCUUAAUUCAAGAGCUGCUGCUUGCCUUCCAGAGGGAGGCCCAGCUCACCAGGCGUCCAAGGCUGCUGCUCUCUGCUGCUGUCUCUGGGGACCCGCACACCAUCCAAAUAGCUUAUGAUGUGCCCCGUCUAGGAAGACUCCUGGAUUUCAUCAGCGUCUUGACUUACGACAUCCAUGGGAGCUGGGAAGGGUUCACAGGACACAACAGCCCCCUGUUCUCUCGGCGUGGAGACCCCAAAUCUUCGGCAUACGCCAUGGACUCCUGGCGGAAGCUGGGGGCCCCCUCGGAGAAGCUCCUCAUGGGGCUCCCCACCUACGGACGUACCUUUCGCCUCCUCAAGGCCUCUGAGAAUUGGCUGCAGGCUGAAGCUUUGGGACCUGCAUCUCCGGGGAAGUACACCAAGCAGCCUGGCUUCUUGGCUUAUUACGAGGUUUGCUCCUUUCUCCAGAGGGCGAAGAGGUGCUGGAUUGAUUAUCAGUGUGUCCCUUACGCCUAUAAGGGGGAGGAAUGGGUUGGCUAUGAUGACGUCACCAGCUUCAGACACAAGGCAUUGUUCAUCCAGAGAGAGCACUAUGGGGGAGCCAUGGUGUGGACGCUGGACCUGGAUGACGUCAGGGGCACUUUCUGCGGCACUGGCCCCUUCCCCCUUGUCUGCGUGCUGAGUGACCUGCUGUUGCAGGCUGAGUCCAGUUCAACUUUUUCACCAAAAUUUUGGCCCUCAUCUGCUAUGAAUUCUUCAAGGACUGGCCCUGGAAGGGUGACUGUGACCAAGGCACUGACCACUGAUAUGGGGAUUUUGCUCCCAAGAGGAGAGGGUGUGACCACUGAGACUCAGAGAAAGACUGAAAAUAUGACUACAGUCCCCGGAGCUGGGAUUGUGACCCCUACCAGAGGAACUGCAUCCUUUGUAAACCACACAGCAGCUCUACAAGGGAAGACUGAUGAGACCCCUGGGGAAAAGACCAUGGCCCCCGUGACCCCUGAAUCAAUGACUAUGACCUCUGUGCAUCUUCAGACUGAGACCUCUGGAGUGAGGAUCAUGGUCAGUGGAAGGAAGGCUGCAGCACCUGUAAAGACGACAGUCCCCUUGGGAAAGAUGACGGUCACCCCUGACAGGAAGACGAAGACUCUAAGAGGGGAGAAUUUGACAUCUGAGCUGGACAUGAACCCCUGA
Molossus molossus (Pallas's mastiff bat) is the source of this 1467-nucleotide messenger RNA. RefSeq names its product oviductal glycoprotein 1 (gene OVGP1). Gene Ontology annotation, cellular component: extracellular region. Bases 1 to 1467 code for a protein of 488 amino acids. Gene Ontology annotation, molecular function: chitinase activity; chitin binding. Lineage: Eukaryota; Metazoa; Chordata; Mammalia; Chiroptera; Molossidae. Gene Ontology annotation, biological process: carbohydrate metabolic process; chitin catabolic process. The transcript is spliced from 9 exons. The record is from RefSeq and is a predicted model, not a curated record.